Molecule: messenger RNA, 1089 nt
Organism: Kwoniella shivajii
Lineage: Eukaryota; Fungi; Basidiomycota; Tremellomycetes; Tremellales; Cryptococcaceae
Exons: 2
Coding region: 1-1089 (362 amino acids)
Biological process (GO): maturation of 5.8S rRNA from tricistronic rRNA transcript (SSU-rRNA, 5.8S rRNA, LSU-rRNA); nuclear-transcribed mRNA catabolic process, RNase MRP-dependent
Cellular component (GO): ribonuclease MRP complex
Molecular function (GO): rRNA primary transcript binding
Source: RefSeq, a predicted model, not a curated record
AUGUCCAAACAACCAGCAGCGGGACCUUCAACGCCACUGAUCAGACUAUCAAUCCAUUCCUCAAUUCUAUCUCACCUCGCUACUGAGCUUUCAUUCUUACAAACGCUCAUUCUCAGAGCGAGGGAUCAACAUCGUACCCAACUUUUCCUGAGAAGAAUGUAUGAGGUAUUGAGGAUCGGAAAGGUGUUGCUACGCUAUGUGAAAGAAUCAAAUGUUGAAUCUGUUCCUGCGGAGUGGGAAAAGAAGAGAAGGAGAGGAGAACGGUUGAUCGGUAUAAUGAUCAAAAGUGUAUACACUGCACAAAGAUAUACAUCCCAAAUUAUCGAACUACAUCAUUUCCUUCCUUUACAAACUACUGUACUAUCAAUCUACUCUAGGUUAUUCACCAUCACCAUCACCAUCGCCAAUGGACUUAGUUUAGAUAUCGAAGAGAUCAUAGCUUCUGGGGGAAAUACAUCCAAUCAUCAUUCGAGAAUGAAGAAAAGGAAGAUUCCGGGAAAUUCAACUAGGAUGGAUGAGGAUGCAAAGACGAUAUUAGGCAUAUCGAGCGAGAUGAAAAUGGAUAUUGAUAUGGAUGGGAAUAUUGAAUUAGGAGAGAAGAUCCAACGUUCUUCCUUUAUCGUUCCUAUGUCAGCUUCCUCUAUCUCGAAUACAAGCCCGCUGAAAACGAAGCCUGUGAAACUUGAAUCGUCAGUGAACAGCCUUCCAUCAGAUCUUGGACGGAAAUCUGCCAGUCGUGAUGUCCGCGUAUCAUCAGUCGACAUCUCAAGACCUAUCAAGAGAACAACUCAAAAUGCGAUCAUCAAUACCCCAGAAAAAGUCACUGUCAGGCCACGCCCACCUUCACUUGCUCCAGAGAUCUCGUAUGAAGAGCAGAGUAAAACGCAAAAACGCCCUGUCAAAGUUGAACCUACCAUCGCUCAAUCCCCUGUACCGAUUCCUACGUUCACUAAGACGGCGCCUUCUACAGGAGAUCUGCCAACCAUUAAACCGAAAUCAAAGAAGUUGAAGAGUAAAUCUGCUGAGGAAGAAUCAAAAGCGAAAAAGAAGAAAAGGAAAGAUGCAAUGGAUGAUAUAUUUGGAUUUUAG